GUUUCAUGUGUGUUCGUGUUGAUGUUGUCGGUCAAGCCGCUACGUGGUUGUACGUUCCACUAAAUAUUGAAAGUAAACCGUACUGUAUUGCCGUGACGUCCACCUUUUGCCGAUCACUCUUAUGGUUCCUGACGUUAAAUACGUGUCGUUUUACCACUGAUGUUCUUUAAUAAUUAAAGCCAAAAGACUGUUACGAACACAUCUAUCACAAUGGGUUUUAAAUUUUUAGAAGUAAUUAAACCUUUCUGCAGUAUAUUGCCAGAAAUUGCUAAACCUGAACGAAAAAUUCAAUUCAGAGAAAAAGUAUUAUGGACUGCUAUUACUUUAUUUAUUUUUUUGGUGUGCUGUCAAAUACCUUUGUUUGGAAUUAUGAGUUCAGACUCGGCAGAUCCAUUUUACUGGAUUCGUGUAAUUUUGGCUUCAAAUCGAGGUACUUUAAUGGAACUUGGAAUUUCACCAAUUGUUACUUCUGGACUUAUUAUGCAAUUGUUAGCUGGUGCUAAAAUUAUUGAAGUUGGUGAUACUCCUAAAGAUCGUGCAUUAUUUAAUGGAGCACAAAAACUGUUUGGUAUGGUUAUUACUGUUGGACAAGCAAUUGUUUAUGUAAUGACUGGUAUGUAUGGUGAUCCCAGUGAAAUUGGAGCUGGUGUAUGCUUGUUAAUUAUCAUUCAGUUGUUUGUGGCUGGAUUAAUUGUCUUAUUAUUGGACGAACUCUUACAAAAAGGAUAUGGGUUAGGUUCUGGAAUAUCACUUUUCAUUGCUACCAAUAUUUGUGAAACAAUAGUCUGGAAAGCUUUCAGUCCAACUACUGUUAACACAGGCCGAGGUACUGAAUUUGAAGGAGCUGUUAUUGCCUUGUUUCAUUUAUUGGCUACAAGACAGGAUAAAGUUAGAGCACUUAGGGAAGCAUUUUAUAGACAAAACUUACCAAAUUUGAUGAAUUUAUUAGCAACUGUAUUGGUGUUUGCUAUCGUAAUAUAUUUCCAAGGUUUCCGAGUUGAUCUACCAAUUAAGUCUGCCAGAUAUCGUGGACAAUAUAGCAGCUAUCCAAUCAAGUUGUUUUAUACAUCUAACAUUCCUAUCAUUUUACAAUCUGCUUUAGUAUCAAAUUUAUAUGUUAUAUCUCAGAUGUUGGCUGUAAAAUUCCAUGGUAACAUAUUAGUCAAUUUAUUGGGUGUAUGGGCUGAUGUUGGUGGUGGUGGACCGGCUCGAGCAUACCCAGUUGGUGGCUUGUGUUAUUAUUUAUCUCCACCUGAAAAUCUAUCUCAUAUUGCGGAAGAUCCUAUUCAUGCUAUUCUUUAUAUUGUAUUUAUGUUGGGAUCAUGUGCAUUCUUUUCCAAAACUUGGAUUGAAGUCUCUGGAUCAUCGGCUAAAGAUGUUGCGAAACAAUUAAAAGAACAACAAAUGGUUAUGCGGGGUCACAGGGACAACUCUAUGAUUCAUGAAUUGAAUCGUUAUAUACCUACUGCUGCAGCAUUUGGAGGGCUUUGUAUUGGUGCGUUAUCUGUCCUUGCUGAUUUCAUGGGUGCCAUUGGAUCGGGAACUGGAAUCCUGUUAGCUGUUACUAUUAUAUACCAGUAUUUUGAAAUAUUUGUUAAAGAACAGAGUGAAAUGGGUGGUAUGAGCACCUUAUUGUUCUAAAAUGUUAAAACAUUAUCUAACAGUUUAUGAAAUUGUUGAAUAAAUCAUCGAGUCCCUAUGGGACAGAACUGUUGUUGUCAUGGUCUGUGCCUGACUCAAAUUUAAAUUAUACUGAAAAUAAUUUUAUUUUUAGAAAUAAAAAUUUACUGAUAAAUUGA
Messenger RNA from Melanaphis sacchari, 1799 nucleotides. It is a transcript of the gene Sec61alpha, whose product is annotated as protein transport protein Sec61 subunit alpha. Gene Ontology annotation, biological process: post-translational protein targeting to membrane, translocation; SRP-dependent cotranslational protein targeting to membrane, translocation. Gene Ontology annotation, molecular function: signal sequence receptor activity; ribosome binding; transmembrane protein transporter activity. The transcript has 9 exons. Gene Ontology annotation, cellular component: Sec61 translocon complex; membrane. Bases 211 to 1641 code for a protein of 476 amino acids. The record is from RefSeq and is a predicted model, not a curated record. NCBI's taxonomy places the organism in Eukaryota, Metazoa, Arthropoda, Insecta, Hemiptera, Aphididae.